Paramecium primaurelia is the source of this 613-nucleotide messenger RNA. The record is from the annotation of a GenBank genome assembly. NCBI's taxonomy places the organism in Eukaryota, Ciliophora, Oligohymenophorea, Peniculida, Parameciidae.
AUGGAUUCAGAAACUAUAAUAACAGCGAUCGAAUGUUCUCAAUAUAGUUUUUUUGAGGAAUUAGAACUUAUGGUUUUGAAGUCAAAUUAAACUGAUUCUAAUAUAUAUAUCCAAGAGAUUUAGAAACCAAUCUCUGUUGGACUUCAAAAUUUAAUCCUAUAUUAGAAUAAUUUCCACCAUCAGAAACUAAUUAAUCUAGUAAUCAAUUGAAUUUCAAACCUUUCGAUUAUUAAUUAAUCCAAGAAUAUUCAAUUUCAUAAAGUGAUAAGUGUUUAGCUAUAUCUAUUGAUAAAGAUUGUUCAACAUUAAUGGCUGGAUGUCAUUCACUAAUUAAAGUAUUUGAAUUCAAAUAAGGAAUGAUCAAAUUAAUUUAAACUUUAAAUUAACAUAAGGAUUAGGUGACUACUUUAAACUUCAUGCAGACAUCUAAAUAGUUUAUAUCAGGAAGUUGUGAUAAAUCGAUAAUAAUAUGGAAAUAGAAUUAAAAUAAUUUAUGGAGUUAUUAAUAAAUAUUAUAUGAACAUAAUGAUAUUAUCUAAUGUUUAAUAAUAAAUACUAAUGAAGAUUUGAUAAUAUCAGGAAGUGAUGAUUGUACUAUUAAAUUUUGGAUAAA